This is a messenger RNA of Microsporum canis CBS 113480, 417 nucleotides long. RefSeq lists its product as uncharacterized. The record is from RefSeq and is a predicted model, not a curated record. The coding region runs from base 1 to 417 and encodes 138 amino acids. NCBI's taxonomy places the organism in Eukaryota, Fungi, Ascomycota, Eurotiomycetes, Onygenales, Arthrodermataceae. The transcript is spliced from 2 exons.
AUGCAUAGCCCCGGAGGUGGUGCCUGUUUCAGGAGACAGACACGGAUACGAGCCAUGAGUCAUCAAGCCUCGGCUCGCUUGGCCUUCCCAAAGCAGAAGUUUGUGUUAGGCCCACUAGCGCUAGUCCCAUUAAAGCUAGGCUCACUUCACGUGGCUUCCAGAAGGAGUAAAAAUAGAACAAAACACGUGACUCUCGUAUUAGUCACCCACGUGGAAAGGCGGCGAGGAACAUAUCUCCGGCAGAAAAAGAUAUCAGAAGAAGACGACGAAGACGAAGACGGUAAAGACGAGGAAGAGAGAGAAGAGAAAGAAGAGAGGGGAAAAGAUGUUCUGGCCGGAGAAGAGCCGGAGAUGAUGAAGCAGAGAGGCAGAGAAAAUAUGACACAGAUUUUUAGGGCCCGGUGGAUGAUGAUGUAA